GUGAUGCCAGGGUUAAUUCUGAGGAGGUUAAGAUUGCUCAGCAGACUUCGUUCCCUCCAGCCAAACUCUGCUAUGUGUCAUCUGCCUCAAGAAGAACAAUGAAGCUGAUGAUCCUCUUGCUCACGCUUGGGCUCCUGGCAGGGGCCCAGGCCAGAUCUCUCUUCCGAGAUGCACCAAAGACAAAAUGGGAGACUGCCCUGGAUAGUUUCUGGCUAACAGUCAACAAAAUGGAGGAGGCAGCUGAUGAGGCGAGAGCCAAAAUGAAGGAUUCACCAAUCAGUAAAGAGCUGGAUGGCCUUAUCAAAGACACAAUGGAAGAACUGAGCAUUUAUGCAGAAGACAUGAAAAGUAAGGUGAGCCCCAUGGCCCAGGAUGCACAGCAGCGCUUUACUGAGGAGGUAUCUGCCCUGGCUGAUAAGCUCAAGUCUGACAUGGAGGAUACAAAGAACAAAGCCAUUCAGUACUCAGGAGACCUGCGCAUGAUGUUUGAUCAGAACAUUGAGGAUGUCCAAGGCAAGGUGAACAUGUACAUGAAGAAACUGAAGAAACGGCUGAGUAAAGACAGUGAGGAUUUAAAAAAGAAGCUCAGCCAAUAUGGAGAAGAUUUCCGUAAGAGUACUGAAGACAAAGUGGAAAAUCUCCGUAAAGCCGUGGAGCCUUAUUUGUCCAACGUGAAAGAUAAAGGGCAGCAGAGGCUGAUGAACCUGAAGGAUGCCAUAGAUGAGCAAGGGAAACAACUCAGAGACCGGUUUGUCUCUGUUGCCAAAGACGCCCAAGCUAAAAUGAAGAAGACAGCCUCUGAUGUGAAAAGCAGUGUGGAUAAACUAGGGGAACAGUUCCGUAAAUGGUUCAACCCCAAUGUAGAGAGCCUGCGCAAUCAGCUUCAAGCCUUGGCUAAGAGCCUGCAGACCAAGGCCAACAAAUAAAUGAAAGAACCAGUGUUUUUCCUUGCUUCUCACUUGCAGCUGCUACUUUUGACCAUAAGAUUGCGCCCUGAGGUGGAGCAGGACAUUAAGGAUCCAACAUGCCUAAACAUCUUGCCUUUCCCUGUUUGUAUCUGAGGUACAUCACCCAGUGAUUAUACUGCUCACCUAGGCAAGCUCAUUAAUCAGAUCUCUGACAUUAAUGACAAGCACAAAUUAGAGGUGAACGAUGUAAAGCCAAAGGGAACUUCAGUAUUAAAGGCACAUUUAACCUAAGGGCAAGCCUUAAAUUAUAGCACUAAACUAUCCCCAGCAUAUUCUCCUGCACUAAACAUGCCUUGUGUCCUACAGAUCUCCAGCUGACUGCCCUGCCUGAACAAGAACCUACAUACCUUAGGCAAGUUAAGAUUCACAGAAAAGCUAAGACAGAAAAGUAUAUGAGCCUCUACAUGUUAUAUUUUCCAUUUGGAACACAGGCCCCAAGGGCAAGCAGUAAACUAGGCCAUGCAAGGAAUCACUUGUACCAAACAGCUGGGGUCUUAAACAAGAGGGUUCAUGGAUGUCUGUAUCUCAACCUACUAAAUAUCCAUAUUGUAUCACCAGCUCUUGAAAAUGUAGGGCACCAUUAUGGGCAUUGCUGGUGUCUUUAUGUUUCUUAAUACACUCCCCUUUUUUAAACCUAAAAUAACGUUGUGCCUUCACUAGAUUUCUGCUGUAUGUGCUGCCUUACCUACUUUAUAAAGUGCCUCUCUGCUGUAAAAUAUAUGUCUAUUUCAAUGCAAUUUUUAUCCAAAUAAAAAAAAAUAAAAUACAUCUAAUUACUGUGGA
This is a messenger RNA of Xenopus tropicalis (tropical clawed frog), 1751 nucleotides long. It is a transcript of the gene apoe, whose product is annotated as apolipoprotein E. Gene Ontology annotation, biological process: lipoprotein metabolic process; lipid transport. Bases 99 to 926 code for a protein of 275 amino acids. The record is from RefSeq and is a predicted model, not a curated record. The transcript has 4 exons. NCBI's taxonomy places the organism in Eukaryota, Metazoa, Chordata, Amphibia, Anura, Pipidae. Gene Ontology annotation, cellular component: extracellular region. Gene Ontology annotation, molecular function: lipid binding.